Molecule: messenger RNA, 1521 nt
Organism: Rhodofomes roseus
Lineage: Eukaryota; Fungi; Basidiomycota; Agaricomycetes; Polyporales; Fomitopsidaceae
Product: Oxidoreductase, molybdopterin-binding domain-containing protein
Exons: 5
Coding region: 221-1351 (376 amino acids)
Cellular component (GO): mitochondrion
Molecular function (GO): molybdenum ion binding; oxidoreductase activity
Source: RefSeq, a predicted model, not a curated record
AUCAAAGUUUGAAGCGGUAUUUCCAUGUCGGGGAAGCUGCUCAUUCCCAGCAGUCUGCUCCGCUGGCUCAGCUAUGACGUUGAGUCUCCACGACCCAACGGGAAGUUCCACAGAUCACUUGCAUCCAUGACUUCGUUAGAAGUCCUAAAACUUGCCAUUACAACUCUCAAUCGUCUACUCGCGACGUAAGGGACACUUGCCUGGCUUUGUUUGACUGAGCAUGAACUUCUCGCAAGAACCGAAGCAUUCCGACAAACUACAUGAAUUAGGCGCACAGCCAUACAACGCAGAGCCGGACAUUGCAGAGCUUGUCCAACACCCGUACACACCAGACGAACUCGUAUAUAGUCGGAAUCAUUGUCCGAUCCGAGCCCUGGAUGCAGCGACCUUCAGCGUCAAAGUCGACGGACGCGUCCGGCACGAGCGAACGUUCACGUUGAACGAUUUGAAGAGAGAUUUCCGACGCAAGGAGGUGGUCGCCGCACUGCAAUGUGCAGGCAAUCGGCGGAAGACGAUGCAGGAACGGAACGGCAAGGAAGUCGAAGGGCUCCUCUGGGGCGAAGGCACGAUCGCGAACUGCAAGUGGGCGGGCGUGAGCAUGCGCGAGCUCCUCGAGCAGGUGGGAGCCCCGCCUGCUGCGGACGAGCGCAUUCGCAGUCUGCACCUCUGCUUUGCGUCCCACGUCGUGCCAUGCGAGAACGACGAUUGGUUUGGCGGAUCGAUCCCGCUGGAGAAGGCGCUGGACGAAGGUGAGGACGUGCUAUUGGCGUACGAGAUGAACGACCGCCCGCUGUCACCAGACCAUGGCUUCCCGUUCCGUGUGGUCGUGCCAGGAUACACGGGGGCGCGCUGGGUGAAGUGGGUGGACCAGGUCACUGUGGCUGACCGGGAGUCGGAGAACUUCUACCAGAAGAAAGACUACAAGGUGCUUCCGACGAAGGUACAGACGCACGAGAUGGCGGACAAGGAGGACUGGUGGUCCAAGGUCCCCGCACUUCAGGCCAAUCCAUUGAACUCAGCAGUUGCCUCCGUCAAGGUUGUGCGGCCAGGUAGGCUCCAGGUCAAGGGGUACGCCGUGCGCGGCUCCACCGGACAAGUGAGCGAGGUGGAUGUGAGUAUCGAUGAGGGCAAAGCCUGGGAGCCGGCGACAAUCAUCUACCAGGAAGGCCGGUGGAGCUGGACGUUGUGGGAAGCAAUACUGGACGUGCCGGAGGUGAGCAACGGGAGAGGAGGCAAAGUCUGGUGCCGGGCGGCGGAUAUGGCGGGGACGACGCAGCAGCCAGACGCGGACUGGAAUCUGCGGGGAGUGGCAUACGAUGCCGUAGGCGAGAGACUGUUGGAUGUAUCAUAGUAGUAGACGCACCUCGUUGUGCUCCUUCCUGGGCUGAUUUCUCCAUGUGGGGAAUGAAUAGUAGCCCGCACGGCGACAUUGUCUCCCGCAGCAGAGAGGAUGGAGCAGGGAGUUGGCCGUCGAGGGAGAUGGGGAGAAGAAAGGCUGAAAACGCCCGAAAUGUGCAUUUC